AUGGCCGGCAAAGAUGCUCCAUCACCAUCACAAAGAAUUGAAAUUAACACUCCAUUCUACCUCGGUGCACAUGAUAGGCCGGGAGAUUUCAUCACACCCAUCAAACUCAAACUUGAUAAUUUUAAUUCUUGGUCACAUGCCAUUAAAGUUGCUCUUUGUUCUCGUCGUAAAUUCGGAUUUCUUGAUGGAACGAUUACAUAUGUUAUGUCACCCGCAACAAAAGAGGAUUGGGUUGUAGUCCACUGUAUGCUCGUGUCAUGGCUCAUGAAUACAAUCUAUCCUGAGGUAAAAUCUACGCUUUCCAAUUAUGAUAAUGCUAAACACUUGUGGGAUGAUUUGCAUGAACAUUUUUGCAUUGUGAAUGGACCUCGGAUUCAUCAGUUGAAAUCUCAAAUUAAUAAAUGUGAGCAAACUAAAAUCAUGUCUGUUGCGAUUUAUUUUGGAAAAUUAAAAGUUUUGUGGGAUGAACUUGCUCAAUUACAACCUUUAAUUUCUUGUAAGUGUGGUCAAUGUAUUUGUGAUGUUAGUAAACAACAUGUAAAGCGCCGUGAAGACGAUAUGUUGCAACAAUUUUUGCUUGGUUUAUAUUCCGAGUAUUAUGCACACAUUAGGUCCAAUAUUCUCGCUCAAGAUCCUUUACCAUCCUUGAAUAAAGCCUAUCAACAAGUAUCUCAAGAAGAACUUGUACAGGGUUUUGCACGUGUCCAAGACGAAAUUUUCCCUCCUGUGGGGUUUGCUGUCCGUGCAGCAGUUGGUCGGGGUCGUGGCGCUGCUGUGAAGCCUGCCUCGGUUACUGUGUGUACUCAUUGCAAGAAGUCGGGUCAUUUGGCUUCACAUUGUUAUGCUUUACAAGUGUGUUCUCACUGCAACAAGCGAGGUCAUGAUAUCUCUCGCUGUUUUGAAAUCGUGGGUUACCCUGAAGGAUGGACCAUGGGGAAUCGAGGCAACAAGUCCUCUGGUCAAAAUUGUGGGAUAGUACGUGCCAAUGCAGCAACAGUAGCCGGCAGCAGCAUAGGAGGAUCUACAGUAGCAGCAACCAGCAGCUGUUCUGUUCCUACUCCAUCAGCAGCCUUCACGGCAGCAGCUCUUGAGGUCUUCACGGCUGCUCAAUGGAAAACUAUCAUGGGCCUCUUUGGUAAUGACAAAAUACCGGAAAAUCGCUUGAGUGGUAAGUUCGAUAUUACUUCUUGGAUCAUUGAUACAGGUGCAACUCAUCAUGUCACUGGAGACAAAUCUUGUUUAUUUGACAUCACAAAUAUACAUUGUCCUGUGGGUUUGCCAAAUGGUGAUAAUGUUAUUGCAUCCUUGGAGGGUUCGGUUCAUUUGUCAGAUAUGAUCACUCUACAUCAUGUUCUAUAUGUUCCCAACCUAAGCUGUCAUUUACUUUCUGUUUCGCAACUUAAUGAUAAUUUACAGUCUGUUGUCACAUUUCACUCUGAUGUGUGCUUGAUACAAGACCACAUGAAGGCUCUGAUUGGAACGGGAGUUAGGCGAGAUGGACUAUACUACUUCAGCAAACCAAAGGUGGUGUCUACAAUCGAAGCUUCAACUGAUGUGGAGUUGUGGCAUAGAAGAAUGGGGCAUCCCUCUGAGAAAGUAGUUAAGUCUCUUUCUCAUGUCAGUCGAUCCAGGAGUAGUUUGAAUAAAAAUUGUGAAGUCUGUUUUUGUUCCAAACACCAUAGAGACAAGUUUUCUUUAAGUGCUAAUAGUUGUUCUCCCAUUUUUGAAAAAAUACACUGUGAUUUGUGGGGUCCUUAUCGACAUGAGUCAUCAUGUGGUGCUCGUUAUUUUUUGACUAUUGUGGACGUUUUUUCAAGGGCUGUAUGGAUAUAUUUGUUGAUUGAUGAAAAGGAAGUUUUUCAGAUGUUUAUGGCUUUUGUAGCUAUGGUGGAUAGACAAUUUGGCCAAUCUAUUACUAUUGUACAAAGUGAUAAUGGUAGUGAAUUUAAAUGUUUGAUUGAUUAUUUUCGUGAUAAUGGUAUUCUCUUUCAAACCUCUUGUGUUGGUACACCACAACAAAACGGGCGGGUGGAGAGAAAGCAUAAGCACAUAUUGAGUGUUGGGAGAGCUUUGCGUUUUCAAGCCAACUUGCCAAUUUAUUUUUGGGGUGAGUGUAUUCUUGGUGCGGCACAUUUGAUUAAUCGUACUCCCACACCCCUUCUUCAAAAUAAAACACCGUUUGAAAUUCUUUUCAAUAAAUUACCCACCUUUGAUACUAUUCGUACCUUUGGAUAUCUUUGUUUCGCUCAUAAUCAAAACACAAAAGGUGACAAGUUUGCUAGUAAGAGUAGGAAGUGCGUCUUUGUCGGGUAUCCUUUUGGGCAAAAAGGUUGGAGAUUGUAUGAUUUGAAUACGAAGGAAUUUUUUGUUUCUCGAGAUGUUAAAUUUAUUGAAAAUGUGUUUCCGUUUUCUAGUCCCGAUAAUGUACACAAUGUGUCUAGUGAUGAUUACAGUGGUGCCAUUCAUGAAGAUUUUGCGGAUAUUGGUUUGUGUGAUGAUGAAUGUGAGGAUGAGGUGUCUAAUUAUGGUCAGGGGGGUAGAUACGAGUUGUGA
Messenger RNA from Amaranthus tricolor (Joseph's coat), 2553 nucleotides. RefSeq lists its product as uncharacterized. Gene Ontology annotation, molecular function: zinc ion binding; nucleic acid binding. The coding region runs from base 1 to 2553 and encodes 850 amino acids. The record is from RefSeq and is a predicted model, not a curated record. Gene Ontology annotation, biological process: DNA integration. Lineage: Eukaryota; Viridiplantae; Streptophyta; Magnoliopsida; Caryophyllales; Amaranthaceae. The transcript has a single exon.